Molecule: messenger RNA, 1377 nt
Organism: Saprolegnia diclina VS20
Lineage: Eukaryota; Oomycota; Saprolegniomycetes; Saprolegniales; Saprolegniaceae
Exons: 1
Coding region: 1-1377 (458 amino acids)
Molecular function (GO): metal ion binding; protein binding
Source: RefSeq, a predicted model, not a curated record
AUGCUGCUCGCAUCGUCGUCGUCCAAGCGCGGCCGGAUUCCCGACGAUGUGCUCGAGUUCCACCUCAAGCACAUGAACGAGUGGGUCGCCGACAAGGAUCGGCCGCAGUGCGUCAUCUGCAUCCGCCGCUUCAACACGUUUGUCCGCAAGCACCACUGCCGCGCGUGCGGCGAGGUUGUGUGCAGCCAGUGCUCCUUGCACCGGCACGUCCGCGACGUCCUGCCGCGCCCGUCCCUCUCGCGCCAGCGCAGCUCGUCGAUCAAGAACGCGACGAUCCUCACGGUGCGCAUCUGCAUGGACUGCAUUGGCGAAGUCCAAUUCUACCGCAACUCGGCCGCGCCGCCGACGCUGCUGCCACUGUCACAGAGCCACCAAAGCACAAACAGCUACUCGUUUGGCAAUAUGGAAGCCGAAGAGACGCGGCUGCUCGCGCUCUCGUCGUUUGCGAUCCUCGACACGCAUGUCGAGGCCGAGUACAACGCUGUGUGCCAAGCGGCCGCCAAGACGUUUGCUUGCAGCGUCGCCGCGAUUGGCUUUGUCGACGCCAUGCGGCAGUGGUACAAGGCGUCGAUGGGCAUUGCCCACGCGCAGCUGCCGCGCGAACUCGCGCUCUGCAGCCACCUCAUCGAGCAUCGUAUUACCAAGCCGCUGGUGGUCCGCGAUCUCACGCUCGACAAGCGGUUCGCUGCCAACCCGCUCGUGACGGGCCCGGCGCACAUUCGGUUUUAUGUGUCAGUGCCGAUUGUCACGAUGGACGGCCACGUCAUUGGCACCAUCAUGGUGCUUGACACGUCGCCGCGCGAUGCGGUCGACGCCCGAGCAGUCGACAUGCUCGUGCACCUCUCGUCGAUCGUGAUGGAGAUGCUCGAAGAGAAUCGACGGCGGGAGCGCAACCGGCUCACGGCGAUCGAGGAGUGCUCGAUCGAGUCGGGCGGGUCGUCCUUCCGGCGGAACCUCUCGUCGUUCAUGGGCCGCCAUUCAAAUGCAUCGGCCGACACGUUUCUGCAAGCGACAGCGCCCCAAGAGCCAUCGCCGAUCCCCGAAGUCGACGAGCUGUCGCCACCGACAACCAAAAAAGUGACUCCGACGGAGUCGAUCACGGCGUCCCUUGAGCGCCACAAGCCCAAGCUCGUAACCACGUCGUCGACAGCGGUCGCCGAGCAGCAGAAUUCGUUCUGGGCGCUUCUCUCCAAGAUCUCCGAGACACAGCAGAUGCUCGCCGAACAGCAAAACGCGAUGCUUGACAAGCUCGGCCAGCAGAUCGCCCGCAUCGACCAGCUCGAAGAGGCCAUGGGCCAUGCCCACGACCAUCUACGUGCUCUGAAAAGCCAAGUCGAUGCAAUGGAGUCGGACCCGACCGAGUACAUAACGAUAUAA